Messenger RNA from Acaulospora colombiana, 1299 nucleotides. The record is from the annotation of a GenBank genome assembly. NCBI's taxonomy places the organism in Eukaryota, Fungi, Glomeromycota, Glomeromycetes, Diversisporales, Acaulosporaceae.
AUGUUUCCAAAAUUGUCUACCGUGUACCGGGCGUCCAUCCCUAAUUUGUAUGUAAUCCAAUUUGCGGGAGAGAUUGUCACUUCACGACCAAGGUUUUCCAACAAAUAUAAUAAAUAUCACGCAAGGAUGCCAAACUAUAAUUCCUCGCUGCUUCGAGUCACACUACCUUCCCUAACCUCCUUCACUAAUCACCACCGGGAAUUAAUCGAAUCGGCGGUCAAUAAUACUUACAAGUGUUUGGUUAUAUAUGUUUCCUGCAAAGAUAUAGACCUUUGCAAAAAGUCACCACUAAAGUUUUGGGAUAAAGUUAACAAUUUAUUGAACACCUUUUACGUGUCUGGAACAAAAACGUCUUAUAAACUCUCGAGGCCAUUCCUUGAAAUUGAGGUGAUCUUCGAGAAUUGGUGUGGGUAUUCGGUGGAAUUAGAGAGAGAAUGGGAAUUCGAAGUAUUCUUCGGGAACAACUUGGGUAAGAAUAUUGUCACAUUUCCAGCUUUGUAUCGUUCCAUUUUGUUUUCGUGUAAUUUAUUGAUUGAAUUCAUGAAUAUAGAGCGCCCCACAUUAGAAAAGUUUAACAAGAAUCGAAAAGCAGCCGAAUUAACGGAACUUCCCAUACACGUAAUUGACACCAUCACACCCCCAUCACCUCAAAUUAUCACAAAUCAUCAUGAUCCCAUCGACAAGUUGGACGAUGAUAAACCUCAGGUGCAUCCGAACGUUGCUGUUGGUGGAACUUUUGAUCACUUGCAUGUGGGACACAAGAUUCUGUUAACAAUGUCGGCAUGGAUCACCAACAAAAGGUUAAUUUGUGGAGUCACCGGAGACUCAAUGCUCACAAAUAAGAAGUAUAAAGAAUAUAUGGAACCAAUCGACGUUCGGAUCGCGGAAGCCAAGAGAUUUCUAAAUAUUAUCCGUCGGGGUCUAUUGUACGAGGUGGUACCAAUAUAUGAUAUCUAUGGUCCAACAAUCACCGACCCAGAUAUCCAAGCUUUAGUUGUAUCCAAGGAAACAGUGUCUGGUGCUUAUUCUAGUAUGUCUCCUUCACCUACUCGUCUGUUUCUUCCCACAGCUUCCUUAAAAUUCAGUUAUAAACCCCCUUCCAUUCGAUUCGAUUUAGUAAACGAAGAACGAAAGAAUAGAGGUCUCAAUCCCUUAGAAAUUUCGGUUAUUGAGGUGAUAUCUUCUUCUGACUCAUCCUUAAAGGAUGAAGAGUUUAAAAAACUUAAAUUGAGUUCAACGUUUAUACGCGAGAUGUUGAGCAAAAAUAACGGGAAAUCCCGUGAGAAAUACGACCAAUAG